This is a messenger RNA of Orussus abietinus, 4271 nucleotides long. Its product is annotated as aminopeptidase N. Gene Ontology annotation, molecular function: peptide binding; metalloaminopeptidase activity; zinc ion binding. NCBI's taxonomy places the organism in Eukaryota, Metazoa, Arthropoda, Insecta, Hymenoptera, Orussidae. The record is from RefSeq and is a predicted model, not a curated record. Gene Ontology annotation, cellular component: cytoplasm. Gene Ontology annotation, biological process: proteolysis; peptide catabolic process. Bases 34 to 3267 code for a protein of 1077 amino acids. The transcript is spliced from 17 exons.
AGCCCGAAGCCCGAAGCCCGAAGCCCGACCGAGAUGAGGCGUGGGUCCGUCACCUCCUGGCAGCCCUGGGCCCGGAGGAACUCCGCCACCAUGGCGCAGAUCGCCGGCGGCCGGUCCGAGUUCACGGCGAGCGACCUCAACGACGAGGGGCCGAGGAAGCAAGGAUGCCUGCUGACGGCCAAGACGGGAGCGCUGAUCGUCUUCCUCUUCGUCCUGGGGAUGCUCCUGGCCGGAUACCUGGGCGCCUACGUCUCGUCGCUCCCCGGCAGAGAGACUCGCGACGCCGCGGGAGGCGAGGAUGCCGUCGAGGAGGAAAAGCCUCCGAGGUUCUCCAUAUCGCCGGGCGUCGAGCCCUCGAGGUACGUCGUCGAGCUGACGCCGCUCGUCGAGAAUUUCCGGGUCACCGGGCUCGAGGGUCGAGUGACCGUCGAAUUUCGAUACAACGGCCCCGGCGCGCUGGACAAAGUGGUGCUGAACGCGAUUAACCUGACCGCCACGAAAUACGCCUUACUGGACUUGAAUCCCGUGGAGCCCGAAAACACGACGCGUCCGAGAAGACGGAGACGGGAGGCCGACUCGACGAGCGAAGCGACUCCAGGAACCAUGGAAACCUCCGCGGGAUCGGAAACGCCGGAGAACGGCCCCGCGCAGUCCGCGACAACGAGUCCGGAAAUCGUCGACGCGUCAUCGUCGGAAUUGGCGACACCGUCCAACGGCGACAUCACCGAGACACCUUUGUCCAAUAAUUCAUCGCUAUCAACCACUUUGCCCGAAUCAUCCAAUUCAUCCGGACCGUUCCAUCCUACGACGUCGAGGGACGACAGGGAACUCGGGGCCACCGGCAGGCCGGUCGGGCUGAUCCGCCACGAGACCGACGCAGCGAGCGAGACCCUCGUCCUCUAUCCGGAGCGCCCGCUCGGGCCCGGCUCCUACGCCCUGGAGAUCCGGUACGAGGCGCCGGUGCUCGGACGCGGCGUCUUCUACGGCGAGUUCGCCCUCGGCGGCAGCCCCAGGUGGACCCUGGUGAGCCGGCUGAAGCCGAUCGGCGCUCGCCGAGCGUUUCCCCUCUUCGACGACCAGAGACUGCGAGCCAACUUCUCCUUGUCCGUGACGCGCGACCGGGGGUCGACCGUCCUCUCGAACAUGCCCGUCAAGAGCACGAGGGCGUCGUCCGACGACCGGGUGACGGACACCUUCGAGGACGCGCCCCGCUUGCCGCCCCACGGCCUGGCCUUCCUCCGGACCGACCUCGAGCUGCUCGAGACCUCCUCCCUGGGAGCCUCUCGCGGGGCGAUUCGCGCCUGGGCCUUCCCCGAGACGAAGCGCAACGCGAGCUAUCUCUUCGAGAAGGCCAAGCUGGCGGUGCGAGGUUACGAGGAGCUGUUCUCGGUCGACUACCCGCUGCCGAAGCUGGACCUGGUCGGCCUGCACCGGUCCCCCGUGGCCGACAUCGGGGCUCCGGGGCUGAUCGGCAUCGAGGAGUCCCUCUUCUACGCGAACGAGCGGAGCCCCGCGACGACGAGGGAACGGGCCUUGAAGGAUCUGGCUCGACUCGUCGGGGAGCAGUGGCUCGGAGGACUCGUGGGGGCGCAAAACUGGACCGACGCGUGGAUCCUCGAGGGAUCGCUCGCCUCCGUCCAACGAAUGGUCCUCGAAAAGAUGGAUCCCGCGAUCGACGGCUCCAGUUCCUUCGUCGCCAACGUUCAGUCCGACCGGAUGGACGAGGACGCCUUUGCGGCCUCGAGACCCCUUCGGGCGAAAGUGCAUCCCGAGGACGUGGAGAUUUUCCCGGCCGAGUAUGUCUACGGGAAAGGAGCAUGCGUGUCGCGCAUGUUGCAUGGUCUGGUAGGCGACGUCGCCUUUAGGAGCGGCAUCGGCACGUUCGUUUCCAGGUGGAGCUUCGCUAGCGCGGACGUCGACGGGUUCCUCGAGGCGAUGGGAGCGGCGGCGAGGGCCCGGUUGCCGGCCGGGUGGGACUUGAAGGACGUUCUCUCGCCCUGGAUCACCGAGAGCGGAUAUCCCGUCGUUACGGUCCUGAGAAACUACGAGACCGGAUCGGCGACCGUCCGGCAGGCCAGAUUCACCUACGACGAGACGGCGAGUCCGGGCCGCUUCUGGAACGUCCCUCUUACCCACGUCGCCGACGGCGACGACUGGCGCUCCCCCGCGACGACCUGGCUCAACGACUCGGCCGAGGUCAAGCUGGACAACGUCGGUUCGCCCGAAGGACGCUCCUGGGUCGUCUUCAACGUCGACCGGAUCGGUUACUACCGCGUCAAUUACGACGACAAGAAUUGGCAACUGCUGACGGAAGCUCUGUACAACGAUCACGAGUCCAUUCCGCCGGCUACCCGGACCGCUCUCGUCGAUGACGUCUUCGGGCUUGCCCGGGCUGGAUCGACGAGCUACGAGGUCGCCUUUCGCCUGGCCAAGUAUCUCCAAAUCAAGGAACGACACCAUGCCCCGUGGCUGGUCGCGAUGAAACACGUGCGCAAGAUCGCCAACGUCCUCUACGAUUCUUCCUUUUACCCUGAUUUCCAGAAUUUCCUCCUAGAGUUCAUCUCGCCCCUGUACAACGAAGUCGGCCACGACGUCGAUUCCGGAAGUCAACUGGCGCUGGUCGCCACUCAGUGGGCGUGCAUGGUCGAGGAACCUCGGUGCAUAGAAUGGGCGAGGAAGACGUUCGUUCGAGUCAAAUCAUCCGAGAACGAGGAGGUCCCGGUGCACGUUCGCGAGACGGUGUACCGCGUCGUCGCCAAGUACGGCGCGCGAGAAGAGUGGCGGUACCUCCGGCAGAAAGCGACCGCCGCCGACCAAGACAAAGAGGAAAGGGAUCGGGUCCUUUCGUCGUUGGCAUGUUUCCAGGUUCCCAGGUUCCUUCAGACGAUCCUUUACGAGAUCAUCGGGGGCAAGACCUUUACCGAGGGCGACGUCUCGAUCAUCCUCGAGUCCUUCCCCAAAAACCCCGUAGCAUCUCAAAUGGCCCUGAAAUUCGUGAGAACGCGUUGGGACGAAAUCGCGAGCAGGUUCUCCCGAUCCCGGGCGAUCUUGCGAUCGUUCUUGGUGGCUCUGUCGAGCGGACUGACCACCCCGGGAGAUUUACAGGACUUUCAGUCCUUCAAGGAGCGGAACCGCGAAUCCCUCGAGACGGUCUGGCUCGCGGCAGCCAGGGUCGAGUCGGAAGCGUCGUCGUGGAUUUCGUGGUUGAACGAAUCCCUCCCUUCCGUGCGGACCUGGGUAGAGAACGGAAACGAUUCCGCUCUGUGAAGCUACCGGUUAAACCCUCGACGAUCUACGUUGCCGUAGACGCGCAACGUUCGGGAUCACUCGGGUCGUUCGAGGCGUGGACCACGCCGAUCGCCAGCAAUUCUACGACAAGUUUUAUUCUUCGAAUGCUUUCGUCAAGCAUGAUUAUAAAACCAAGCAACAAUCUCGCCUUACUUCGUGUACCCUUACAACGACGGUCAUUGUUAAUUAUACAUAUUUAACAAACUUUACGCUAUACAUAGGUCUCUAACGACAAUAAUCAUUGUUUCGGUUGUCGCGGUCAGCGGUUUCGGGCGCUCUCGUUUUCCCGCGGCCGACGCGACGUUAUCGUUGACUCGUACCGUAAUCGUUAUUUCUAUCGUUACACCUAGCCUUGUCGUCAUUUUUACCGUUAUUAUUGUUAUUAUCGUAACCAUAAUCGCCGCGUCCUAAAUCCCUAGGGUCGAAGCCUCUGUAAUCUACUCGACGUUACCUUUACGCCUCUUCAACCGUUAUGCCUUGGUCAGUUAUCGUUUUCCGGUGAUGGACGCGCCUUUAUCUUCGUUCCUGUGCUUCCGGGGCCCGGUUCCACCCGACUUUGAUGGCGAUCCUCGCUCCGGCCGCUUCGGCCGCAAAGAUUCGCCCGUUCGUAUAUCUUUCCGCAUUUACACGGUAUUUACAAACCCAAUAAACACACGAUGGCGUAAAUAAGGGACGUUUAUGACGAAACGCGUGGUACGUCCAUGCACACGGCUAAAUCGCCCGGCCCAUCGUCCCGAACUCGGUCGUUCCACCCGGGAUCGUCACAAAUCGACGCAUCGAAUCAAUUAUUUAGAUCACCUUGUGUUGGUUAGGAAGAACUUAGUUGCUAAUCGUCUACGUCCUAAGUGCGCGCCUUAAUCGUGCUUCGUGCCUUGAUCGUCGACGUCGCCAUCGGUUCGAGAGACUUCCGACAAGAUCAACCCCUCCUGAAAACGAAUUCUUCGCCGCUCGGACGAAGACGGUAACGCUUUCCCGGCUCGAAA